Messenger RNA from Cornus florida, 375 nucleotides. RefSeq lists its product as uncharacterized. The transcript has 2 exons. Bases 1 to 375 code for a protein of 124 amino acids. The record is from RefSeq and is a predicted model, not a curated record. Gene Ontology annotation, molecular function: nucleic acid binding; zinc ion binding. Lineage: Eukaryota; Viridiplantae; Streptophyta; Magnoliopsida; Cornales; Cornaceae.
AUGGAGAGGCUUCAUCAGUAUCUGUUGGGGGGGCAUUUUAAGUCUUGCUGCCCAAAGCUCAAUCCACAGACCAGUCAGUUACAGGUUAGUAAGCCUUCAGCUUCGAUGAAGGGGGUUCCUGGAGCUUGUCAUUACUGCAACCAGCCAGGUCACUUAAGGAGGGAAUGUCCAAAGUUGCAUGGCAGGACACAAAGUGGCACAGGUUCACAAGUCACACGAGCACCAUCAGCAGUUGUGCAGUCAGGAUUCAGGGUGCCUCAGGCACCACAGUUAGUGGUACCGUCAGUUGGUUCAUAUCCGGUCAGGGGCUCUACGGCUACUACUUUCGGGCAUCAGUUAGGCCACCAGGGUAGUUCUCAGCAGUCAAGGGCCUAG